AUGAAUCUAUGGAGCACCGCUGCUCCGGCGGUGGCGAAGGGAGACGCCGCCGUGAUGGAGGCGUUCAUGUCCCCAGCUUCGGAUCCGUCUUCCUUCUGGCUCACAUCCGUUAUUGCCCCGCAGACCGCUUUCUCCGUGGCGUCCUCUCCUCCCCCUCAUCAUCCGCCGCCCGCCGGAGACCAACCGAGGACCUCCGCCGGCCGCGCCCAGUUCAUUCAGGAAACCCUCCAGAAGCGCCUGCUGGCCCUGAUUGAGAGCGCUCGCGACACCUGGACCUACGCCAUCUUCUGGCAGUCCUCGACCGUUGACUACGGCGACUCGCCGGUGCUGGGCUGGAGCGACGGCUUCUACAAGGGGGAGGAGGACAAGGCCAAGCGCCGGACCUCGUCAUCCCCGUCCGAGCAGCAGCACCGGAAGAGGGUCCUCCGGGAACUCAAUUCCCUGGUCUCCGGCCCGCAGGCCGUCGCCGAAGACGCCAUCGACGAGGAGGUCACCGACACCGAGUGGUUCUUCCUCAUAUCCAUGACCCAGUCCUUCGUCUCCGGGUCCGGCAUCCCGGGCCAGGCUCUGUACUCCUCGAGCCCUGUUUGGGUCACCGGCCCCGAGAGGCUCGCCACCUCCCCCUGCAGCCGUGCCCGCCAGGCCUACGAGUUCGGCCUCCAGACCCUCGUCUGCAUACCCUCCUCCACCGGCGUCGUCGAGCUCGGCUCCACCGAGGUAAUCUUCCAGAACUCGGAUCUCACCCGGAUAGUGAAAACCCUGUUCAAUUUCAACCGACCCGAAUCCGGCCCUGCUUCCGGUCCCCCAGCCGACCACGACCCGGCCGCCCUCUGGCUCGCCGACCCCUCCUCCUCCUCCGCCACCGCCGCCACGGAUCUGAGGGAUCCACUGAAUAACACCACCACCACCGCCGCCGCCGCCACCAACAUCGGUCACCCAACCCCAAUAAUCCCCAACCCUCAAAUCGUUCAAUUAGGCGACCAAAUCCCCAAUCCCGGCGCGUUGACCCACGCUCCCCUCCCAAGCAAGGAUCUCAACUUCUCCGAAUUCGGCCUCAACUCUACCACCCCAUCCCUCCAAACCACCGGGCUCUGCAAGCCCGAAUCCGGCGAGAUACUCAACUUCAACAACCCUAACCCAAAAAAACGAUCCUCCCCCAUCACCCGAUGCAGCAUCAUCAACAACAACGAUGAAGGCAUGCUCUCCUUCACCUCCGGCGCCAUCGUCAAAAUCGACGACUGCUGCACCAUAAUCGACUCCGACCAAUCGGACAUCGAGCCCUCCAUAGCUCGUGAAGUCGAGAGCAACCUAGCCGCCGCCGCCACCACCACCGCAAUCCCCUCCCCGCCGGAGAAAAAGCCACGGAAGCGCGGCCGGAAGCCCGCCAACGGCCGGGAGGAGCCGCUCAACCACGUGGAGGCCGAACGACAGAGACGUGAGAAGCUCAACCAGAGAUUCUACGCCCUCCGAGCAGUUGUCCCCAACGUUUCGAAAAUGGACAAGGCUUCCCUUCUCGGUGACGCCAUCUCGUAUAUAAACGAACUCAAGUCGAGGCUUUUGGCGGCAGAGGCCGACAGGGAAGAACUUCGGCGAAGGCUCGAGCUUAACGGGAAUCAAGAAGUCGUUAUCUCGGGUGGCGGUGGUGGGGGGGUUGGGUUUGGGGAUGUUGAGGUUGAAGUGAAGAUCAUGGGACGGGAUGCCAUGAUUCGGGUGCAAUGUGGGAAGAGGAAUCAUCCGGCGGCUAAGUUGAUGGUGGCGCUUAGGGAGCUCGAUUUAGACGUGCAUCAUGCUAGUGUGUCGGUUGUGAACGAUAUUAUGAUACAACAAGCGACGGUUAAGAUGGAGGGUCGGUUUUUCACGCAGGAACAGCUAAAGGGGGCUCUCGUCUCAAGGUUAGGCGAGGCCCGGUGA
This is a messenger RNA of Striga asiatica, 1911 nucleotides long. NCBI's taxonomy places the organism in Eukaryota, Viridiplantae, Streptophyta, Magnoliopsida, Lamiales, Orobanchaceae. The record is from the annotation of a GenBank genome assembly.